Messenger RNA from Aspergillus versicolor CBS 583.65, 1446 nucleotides. Its product is annotated as questin oxidase family protein. The record is from RefSeq and is a predicted model, not a curated record. NCBI's taxonomy places the organism in Eukaryota, Fungi, Ascomycota, Eurotiomycetes, Eurotiales, Aspergillaceae. Gene Ontology annotation, molecular function: oxidoreductase activity. The coding region runs from base 1 to 1446 and encodes 481 amino acids. The transcript has 3 exons.
AUGCUAUUCACAUCAACCCCCCUGGGACCGACCGAGCCCCAGAGCAGUGUCUACAACAUCCAGCUCUCCGCGAGUGAAACCCCAGGGAAUACGCAUGUAGAUGGCUUGACACAGGCGAGCGCAGACCGCGUGUCCGAGCUGCUGAUGAUCAAUUAUGCGCGAUAUCAUACUCUCUAUGCUGCAGUGGGCUUUCACAACCACACGGUGCACCACCUCCUCACUUUAUUCGCUCUCGGUGCGACUCCAGAUGAGAUACGGGAUAUGUACGAUCUGAAUAUCGGCUACCAGUCACUGGUACAGUAUCGGUCGGCCUCGGUGGUUGUCCAAAUGAAAGACCGAGAGUUUUUCAAGAAAUGCAUAGGAGACCUGAGCUACUACGACAGCUUUUUGCGGUUCUUUCAGGAUGAGAUUGCGCAGCGCGGGGUCCCUGGUGUCGUAAACGAGUAUCUGUUUGGGAAUACUGAGCAUUCGAAUGAUCUCCUGGGACGGAUGCACUCCGAAGGCUUUCUACACCCCAUGAUCCACCUAGGAUGCGGACUCGAAUUCAAUCAACCUCUCCUCGUAGCAGAGGCGCUGGCGGCAGGCUGUGUUCACGAUGACUGGCCGAGCUCGUUUCUCUUCCCGACAGAGAAAUACCAGGAAACACAUCCAGGGAUUGAAUCCAAGUCGAUGCUUGAGGUGAUGGACGAUCUACAUAACGAUCCGGUUAUCAGCAAUGCAGUCCAGUUAACAGACCCCCUGAAUAAAAUCAGCGACGGCCUUUUAGCCAAAGUGUGCGACGAGCUGGUGCCCUACCUAGCACGGUACCGCGUCACUCCUACAGACGACGAACUGUAUCAACAAACGGUCCACAUGGUGCAUACAUGUGCAUACAUGGUGGGAGCAGCCCAGUGUCCAGGAAAGGUCGCAGCUCUAGAUUUCGUGAUGCUGCAUACCCUAACCCUCUCAAUAUUCUACACAACAUUCCUAGCGCAGGAGUGGAUCUCGAACGAGAAUAAAGCGCGCUUGCUGCAGUUCAAGGUCUGGGGCGACUUGGUCACCUACGCAGGGUGUGGAUGUGCGACCCUCUACCCAGACCGGAUCACCGGUUAUCGACCUAAACGGCCAGAUCAGGGAUGGAAGGAGCUAGUUCAUCGUGCAAACAUCUAUGGGGACGAUGGGCACAUUUCCAAGGUUACUCGAGCUUUAUUACAUGCGGAGAGCCUGCCGGAUCCAUGCCCUGGGUUCCCGCUAUGCAAAGACGAUUUCAUCAGGAUUGCGCACCUGAGUCUUGAUUCUGUGGAACGUAUGCUCGAGCCGGACCAGUACAGGGUGCCGGAGAAGAUUCGAAAGGAAGUCGGAGAGGAGAUGGGCCAGGACGAAGAGGUCAUCCGGGUCAUGGUGCGAUGGGUACGAUGGUGUGGCGUCGACGGUGCAUGGGAUGAGUUUCCAGAUCUAACUGACUGA